Molecule: messenger RNA, 5730 nt
Organism: Micropterus salmoides (largemouth bass)
Lineage: Eukaryota; Metazoa; Chordata; Actinopteri; Centrarchiformes; Centrarchidae
Gene: tesk2
Product: testis associated actin remodelling kinase 2
Exons: 13
Coding region: 699-2576 (625 amino acids)
Biological process (GO): protein phosphorylation; actin cytoskeleton organization
Cellular component (GO): nucleus; cytoplasm
Molecular function (GO): ATP binding; protein serine/threonine kinase activity
Source: RefSeq, a predicted model, not a curated record
UGAGGGCAAAGAGGCGACGGAGCUGUCAAACACCAACAACCGUCUGAGAAAUUAUUCCGGGCGGUACAAAAUAUCGCACUUUGCUCUUUUGGAGAAACAAGCACGACAGAAACAGACUUCGAGUUCACAUUGAGAAGUCAGCCUUCUGACUUUUAAACCGUCACGACAAAAAAAAACUUGCUGUUUUGUGUGCGUGUUGUUGGGUCUUAGCUCUUUGCUUGGCUCGAGUUUUGUUGACAAACUAGCCAGUCAGCUAGUCACUGAGCUAGCUGCGUUACCAACUUUGCUGUUUUCGCAGAGUUCGCUUGUCGUUUUCGAUAAAUGCUAAGUUACCCGGAAAAGGCAUGGAGCCCAGCUUCAACUGUUCUUGCAGACAUCUCUGUGAAAUAAAAACAGGUCUCCAAGGGCUCACUAUACAUCUGUCAAACAUGUGAAAACCCUCUCAUCCGGGUGGACCUGGUUACAAGCAGUGAGGAACUGGACUUGGAUCCAGCCAGGGUGUGUCACCAGAGGUGUAAACUCAAUUUUAAACAGAAGUCUAUGUGCAUGACGUAUUUUCUCCCAGGACACAAACUGAGUAAAUUCUGUGCUGCCGUGGCCUCGGCGUCAUUAAAACAAUCUAGUCCUCUUGUCAUGUGGGUACAUUACGGAAAAAGGCCCAUAUUACCCUCACUGGUAUCACCACCUUUCACGUCACUAUGGACCGGAAUAAACGCAACUCCAUCGCUGGGUUUCCUACACGACCUGAACGUAUCAAUGAGGACAGAGAAGGUAUCGGAGGGGUAGGGGUCGGUGAGAUGGGCAUGGGCCCGCCUUCACAGGUGGGCAGGGUGUGGCCAUCAUCCUACAGAGCCCUCAUCAGUGCCUUCUCCUGUCUUACACGCCUUGAUGACUUCACCUGUGAGUGGAUUGGCUCCGGAUUCUUCUCUGAUGUUUUUAAGGUACGUCACCGAGCUUCAGACCAAGUUAUGGCUCUGAAGAUGAACAAGCUCAGCAGCAACAGAGCUAACAUGCUGAGAGAGGUCCAACUAAUGAACCGGCUUUCUCAUCCAAACAUACUCAGGUUCAAGGGAGUGUGUGUCCAUGAGGGCCAGCUUCACGCUCUGACAGAGUACAUCAAUGGUGGAAACCUGGAGCAGCUUCUAGACAGCAACAAACACCUGAGUUGGCUCACAAGGGUGAAACUUGCCUGUGAGAUCGCCAGUGGUCUGGCCUACUUGCACUCCAAAGGCAUAUUCCACCGGGACCUCACCUCCAAGAACUGCCUGAUCAAAUGUGAUGACAACAGCUACACAGCAGUGGUGGGAGACUUUGGCCUGGCAGAAAAGAUCCCCACCAAUCUUGCUGAAGUAGAGAAGCUUUCAGUGGUUGGUUCUCCUUUCUGGAUGGCUCCAGAGGUGCUGAGAGAUGAAUCCUACAACGAGAAGGCCGAUGUAUUCUCUUAUGGUAUAAUCCUGUGUGAGAUCAUCGCAAGGGUCCAGGCUGACCCCGACUUCCUUCCCCGCACAGAGAACUUCGGCCUGGACUAUCACACGUUCCAGCACAUGGUUGGAGACUGUCCGCCUGACUUCCUUCAGCUGGCUUUCAACUGCUGCAAUAUGGACCCGAAACUCCGUCCGUCCUUCCCAGACAUCGUCAGGCACCUCGAGGAGAUUCUUGCACGCCUUAAAGUCGAGGAGAUGCACGAGUGUGUCCCACUCAGUGGGGACAACGACAAGAAGACCAUACCCAAAGGUGAGAAGAUCCAGGGCUUUAAGCGACUGAACCCUCUCGGUUUCCAGGAUGAUAAAAUCCCUCCAAAAUCACCCCGCCCCCGGCGAAACAUCUGCCUCAGCCGCAGCCAAUCAGACAUCUUCUCCUGCAAACCAGGAAGAAAAGUCAAUGUCCAGGACCCUUAUUAUAACCCCCCCACCGCUCAGCGAGCCUCUAAGGCCCACAAGAUCAACCCGUUCACCGCCCGAGAGGACCUGUGUGGGGGCAAGAUCAAGUUCUACGAUGUGCCCAGCAAGUCUGUCUUCUCGCUGGUGUUUGACCUCCACUCACCCCCCGGGAGUGUAUUCAGUAACCCGCCAUCUGCUCAUGUACCUGGAGGACCCCAACAGGGGGCGUCUUACUACUGGCAGCAGCUUCCAGGAAGGCAGUGUCACUCCUUACCAGUUUCCCCCCAGCUGCCCCGCUCCGAGGUCUUCUACCUCGCAGGUGCUAUCGGCUCCAAUAACAACGGUUCUGUUACGUGCAACUCCAGCCAGCUCUCCACAACGCUGCCAGCAACUAACUGCAGGUAUGACGCAGGCCUGAUGGGAAAUGACACCCGACAGAAGGCAGCGCUGAGUGUCUGGGCGAAGAAAUACGUUGUGGUUGAGAUCCCACCUUACUGCCGGCAGAGAGGAGGGGAGGAGGACGGGGAGGCAGAGGAGAGGAAGGAGGGAAAUGAGGAGGAUGAGUUUGGUGAGAGCUGGUCUCCGAUGGUCCCCAGCGGUGAGAGCGAGAGGGACAGUGGGGAGGCGAUGGACUGCUCCAGCAGCCUAGAGGAAGAGGAGGCACGACAGAGAGGGACAGACACCUGUCCCAUGUAACACACAUGAAAUCCACACACACACCAACACAUACAGAAGAGGUGGUGGAUUUGGACAUGAGAGAGGGACUAUUACUCCUGGAUGGAGGACAUGCAGGCAGUGGGAACUAGUUUUUAAAAGUAGACUGAUGAACUGGACACAUUUCAGAGAUUUUGGAAAAAUAAAAUGUGGAAAAAAAGAAAAAACACUUGAUUUCUAUUUUUCAAGUGAACAAAAAAAGGUUUUAUCAACAAAAUGGACACUCAAAAUAGAAAUUAUUUUCUUGAGACGGUUGUUUAUAUUUAAUAUUGUGAGAUGAUGUAGUUUGUUUUCCUUUAAAGGUUUCUUAUAUUAGGCGUCUUGUCUGACGAGGGGUAUUGAAGAUCCCUUGUGAUGUGUAUGUGAGUGUUUAAAAAUCAAAUGUUGUGUUUUGUGUUCUAGACAAAUGUUUAUACUACAUUAAAAAAAUCCCAUAUUUUUCUGAUUAACGUGACGCUGAUAUCCAGAUGAGAAAAAAGGUGAUUUUAUAAUAAUUGAGUGCCUGACAAACAACACUCAUGAGACAGAUAUUAAACCAUCCUAGCAACCCCCAACUAGAUUGCAGUGGUGAAAUAUUCACAGGGAACUUAACAGAAGUGAAUUUAGAGAUGACAAAGUUUAGAUUUCUUUAUAUUAGAUUUCAUCUAAAAACCUUAGAGGUCAGACUGUAUUUGUCCCAAAAGGUCAGCACUGUCAAUGACUCCAUGACAUGUUGCUUUGCCUUAUGAGCUCUUAAAGGACCAUACCGCCAAUUCUAGCCCACUAAUGAAAAAUACAGCAGUUUGCUUUGAUGACAUAGUGGUGGGUUUUUUUGCCACUGUACUUCAGCCAAACUAAUACCAUUCAAUAGUCAAAGCAGAGCGUUCACAAGCGAAGUUAUUGAGACAUCAAAUCCAGAACACAAACUGUGGGCAAACAUAGAUGUUGUAAAAAGAACCUUGUAAAGUUUUUGCAUUUAAAAUCCCAGAUGUCAGAGUUUGUACCCUCUUGCAACUCUGUUAACACACAAUGACGAUGAAAUUGUCAAAAAAUGAUAUUAAAUUAUAUUAAAUACAUCUCUCUAUGAUGAGUUAGCACUCUAAAACAAGUUUGAAUUGAGACUGUGUAACUUUUGAAAGACAAAAUAACACCAUCUUCCGCUAACAAAUUAAAAGUUGAAUUUAUAAAUAAUAAAAUUUUACUCGCGUCAGUAACAUUUACACUCAGGGAAUUAUCCUUCCGAGGUUUGGUGUGACCAGUAGCGUAUGGUGGCCUAAUGAUAGCAAACUUUGUAAUGUUAGCUCUAUCAGCAGGAGAGCUGUGAGUAUCGCUGUCUGGAGCUGGUGUGCUGCUCUGGGACCUUCUCGUCCUCUCUGCAUGUUCGCUUCGCAACAGCAGCUGUAGCGACAUCUUAUUUAACAUUAGUUGCAUUACUUGCUGUGUCGUCGUUCGCUCUAAAUUGUGGGUUUUGUCAUGGUGUUGGAUUUCUCCAAAAUCGCUUACCUCACCUUUAAGUGCAACACAAACCGUUUGUCUCACCCAGCAGAGUCGUGCUGUUGUUGCUACGUACGGCUACUGUUGCCGCUCUUCUGCAAAAGUUGCAUAGUCCAGCUCUAAAGUCAAAACUUUAAUAAUGUAGAUUUUAAUUUCAUUUUUAAUUUAGAAAGUAACGGCUCCCUGAAGAUGGGAAAUCAAUCUUAUGUCAGACUUAAAAAAGCCAAAGUUAUUAUUAACAAACUAUAUAAAAAAGAUAAUUCACUGUGACAACAUGCUGCAAAUAUGUCCUGUAACAGUGUUACAUAACAACCACUGAUGCUGAUACUGCUUACAGAUGUGCAGUCUUCCAAAAAGUUGCUAUAAGUUUGAUGCUGGUCCUGACAUGAGAAGAGGCUUUCCUGGUGUGACCCUGCAGUGUAUUCAGCCUGCUACCCUCAGUUUGUACUGCCCCAUGCAUAAGGAAGUCAAAACUGAAUGUGGUUAAAUGAAUGAAUUUUUUUUGAGCAAUAUUUAAAGUAAACUCCCACAAAAGAAACCAUUCGAUUUAAUUCCAUCUAGCAGAAACCGGUGAAUUUACCUAAAAACUCGAAAGAGGCUUCAGUUAAUGGAAUCAUUUUACUUAACAGGAGCACAUUACUCAGUCUCACAGCGUACAGCUUUGGGUUGGAUGAAAAGCCUUUUGUUUUGAGGGAAACAACACAACCUGGUCUUUCACGCCUUUCCAUUUAGAUGAGUGGAAAACUCUGUUGUGAGGGAAACUUUCAAACCAGACCAGAGAGGUGGGCUGAGCAGUGUUUGAAAAAACAUAGAAAGAUAGAGAAAUGUUUGUUCUUCCACAAAUUAUUAGUACUAGAUAUGAGUAACUUUGGUGUAAAUUGUUCAUUAAUUUUUUCCCCUUGACAAGAUUAUACAACCUCAGUGGCAAGAUUUUCAAUAAAUCAGUGUGUAUUUUAUUUAAUUUUGGGCAUGUUUCCUGUAAACUGAAGCUAAAUGUCUCACAGCAAGAGCUCUCAAACACUCCCCUGUGGCUGUGGUUGCUGCUAACAUACGGUUCAAUUAUUAAAUAGGUGGUUUUCAUGACAUUUUCAACUUUGAUCAACACACUCCAGUGGAUAUCUGAAAUAAGACUUUCUGCUUGAUGUUCAGUGGUUCCACUGUACUGCGCAUCAUAGACGUGGAAGAGGUGAAAUUUGUGAGCGUGUCGCAGAUUGGGGUAAAAUCACUUUCUCGGUGGUAAUGUUUAACAGCAAAACCGUUUUCAGUGUUCAUCUGAAUGUUUUUCAGUGUACAAACUAAAUGACUGUUCUGAAAUGAGAUUUAUUUUUGUUGAACGUGAGUCAUGUUUGCCUCUGUUCCAGCACUCUCUUAGGAUGCUAAAUUCUGCUGAUCAGUCUGAUGACUUCAACAGGAACUAAAAUGUACUUGUACAGUGAUUGUAUACGGUGAUCUCCUCUGAACCUACGUAUCACUAUUUCUCUAUGCAACCAAUGUAACUUUUAUGACACUGUUUUACAGUAUAAAGGAUCUAAUUUGAUAUUUAUGAGAACACAUUUUUAAUGUCUUACCUUUGUAUAUUUGUGUAAAAAGUUUGUUACCUGCUUUGAUGAGUAGAGAUUGAGAUGUUUUUUGCUGAUCGAAUAACAACAAGCUUCCCAGAGUU